Ipomoea triloba (trilobed morning glory) is the source of this 1515-nucleotide messenger RNA. RefSeq names its product polygalacturonase At1g48100-like. Gene Ontology annotation, molecular function: polygalacturonase activity. Gene Ontology annotation, biological process: carbohydrate metabolic process. Lineage: Eukaryota; Viridiplantae; Streptophyta; Magnoliopsida; Solanales; Convolvulaceae. The coding region runs from base 1 to 1338 and encodes 445 amino acids. The transcript has 6 exons. The record is from RefSeq and is a predicted model, not a curated record.
AUGGAAUUCACUAGCUUGGUUUUGUUGAUUUCCUUUGUGAAUGGUGGGCUGUUUGGCUACUCAGAUGGUGACAUAAUAAUCUCUCAAAUUUCUCAACCUCCUUUCUCUGCACCUGCACCUGCACCCGCACCCCAGAGUGGUGCCAUCUUCAAUGUGAUGUCUUAUGGAGGCGUUGGGGAUGGCGUUGCAGACGACACCUUAGCGUUCAAGAGGGCUUGGGACGAGGCGUGCCAGAGUGACUUAACGCCCAUUUUGUUAGCUCCCAAACACCACUCUUUCUUCAUCCAAUCCACCAUCUUCACUGGCCCUUGUAAAAAUCCCCUGCUCUUUCAGAUUGAAGGGACUAUAAUGCCACCUGAUGGACCCGAUUCCUGGCCAAAAAACAUGACAAAGAGACAAUGGCUGGUUUUUUACAGAGUUAAUGGAAUGUCUAUGCAAGGUGGUGGACUGAUAGAUGGCAGAGGUGAAAAAUGGUGGAAUCUUCCUUGCAAACCUCACAGGGGAGUAAAUGGAACAACUCUUCCUGGUCCUUGUGACAGCCCAGUGGCUAUAAGGUUCUUUACAAGCUCAAAUUUGACAGUCCAGGACCUUAAGAUCAAGAACAGCCCAUUGUUCCAUUUUAGGUUCGACAACUGCCAUGAUGUCCACAUUGAUUCGCUCUACAUUAAAGCACCUCCAAACAGUCCCAACACUGACGGAAUUCACAUUGAGAAUACCUAUGAUGUUACAAUACACAACUCUAUAGUUUCCAAUGGUGAUGACUGUAUAUCAAUUGGAGCUGGCUGUUACAAUGUAGACAUAAGGAACAUGACUUGUGGCCCUAGCCAUGGAAUAAGCAUUGGCAGCCUAGGCAUAAAACAGAGCAGGGCAUGUGUAUCAAACAUAAAGGUGAGAGAUUCAACAAUCAGAAACUCAGACAAUGGAGUCCGGAUCAAGACAUGGCAAGGGGGAUUUGGUGCAGUUUCAAAGGUAACAUUCGACAACAUAAGAAUGGACAAUGUUCGAAACCCGAUAAUCGUAGACCAGUACUACUGCAGCAACAAGGCCUGCACAAACCAAACAUCUGCAGUGUACAUAUCAGAUGUUUUGUACUCAAACAUAAAGGGAACCUUUGAUGCCAGGAGCCCUCCAAUGCGCUUGGCUUGCAGUGACAGUGUUCCUUGUACUAAUCUAACCUUGUCCGAGGUUGAGUUGUACCCUUCCCAGGGGCGCAGAAUCUUGGACCCUUUCUGCUGGAAUGCCUAUGGAGAGCUCAAGACUGUUACCAUUCCACCUGUUUUCUGCUUGUUGGAGGGGAAUCCUCAGUCAUUACCUAAUGUUGAUAUUGAUCAGUGUUAAGUUGAGUCAGAUUUAGAUAUGAUGUUUUAAUUUAGACAUAGAAUUAAUGUUGUGAAUGUGAAAAUCAAGCUAAUUAAGUGCUUUAAUAUGAAAAAAAAAAGUUUAUGUAAUUGUAUAAUAUAAUAUAGAUAUAUUAGUGAAAUAUAAUGGUACGGUGGUGUUUGAUUUGUGAUUUUA